AAACCCUAUCUCAUGGCUUUGGCGCCAAAUCUCUCUCUCACUCUUGAUCUCUGCAACUCUGCAAUGGCGGCCUGCAAAACCCUAGUCCGAACAUCGUUCUCCUCCAUAGCUUCCACUCUCCGAAGAUCGUCCUCCAUCUCUGUACUACCCAAUUCACCCACUCUCUGCUUCUUCUCAACUCCCCUUUCCUCUAACAACAACCGUCAAGGUUUAAGAUUAGUGAACCAGCACAGAUCUCCUUCGAGAAAUUACGCCUCUAUUUCAGUCGAAUCGGUCGAUUCAAACGACGGCGACGAGGCUGAAUUCGAAACUUUAACACAAGAGGACACCGUGGAGCAUUUGCUCACUCAUAAAGACGAUGUCGUACAGCUAAUGAAGAUGGAACGACGGCGUAUUGAUUUCGAACAACAACCGUCCAGUGGUGGCGGUGGUGGGUGGUUUCCGUACUUGGAUCGAUUCAAGUGCGGGAACUCGUCGUACCUUAGCAGCGGUGAAGUACUGGAAGCAUUGGGACCACACAUAAUGGAUUCGAGGAAGGAGAGGUUUAGGAAUGUGGUGAGGAAUCGGAGCUACUCGGUUUGUCUUGUGGUGGAAGGUCUCACUGAUUUUGGAAACGUUUCGGCUGCGUUUAGAUCCGCCGAUGCUCUCGGGUUUCAGUCCGUUCAUGUCGUCGCCUGCGAUAGCUCCAAAAGGUACAGAGAAAAUCGCCAUGUUAGCAUGGGAGCAGAGAAAUGGUUGGAUAUUGAAUUAUGGGAUACCAUUGAAGAGUGUUUUGAGGCUCUCAAAUUGCGUGGUUAUCGAAUUGCCACUACUCAUGUUGGAAUGGAUGCGGUUUCUGUUUAUGAUAUGAAUUGGUCUUCUCCAACUGCAAUAGUAGUCGGCAAUGAAAGCAAGGGAAUAAGUGAUGAGGCCCUGGCGUUAUCAGAUUUGCACUGUAGCAUUCCAAUGAAUGGGAUGGUUGACUCAUUCAAUGUCUCAGUUGCUGCAGGCAUCCUUAUGCACCAUGCUGUUUGUGACAGAACUUCUCGCCUGGGCUGUCACGGUGAUCUUACCCCGAAAGAAAGUCAAAUUCUACUUGCAGAAUUCUCUUUGCGUCAUAGCAGAAGUUCAAUUAACAUUGCUUAUGAGUAUGCAAAGAGGAAGCCACCUCUCCUUACCCCGAAGCUUUGAUCUCGAGUUUGAUACCUAAAAGUAAGUGACUACAAUAGAGACAACGAACUGUAUCAACUCGACAAGAGAAGUUUGGCUUUCAUUUCAUCGCAAAUGCUAUGUUGGUGUACCAUAGAAAGCCAAGUUCAGCAUGUGGAAUCAGAAGCUUAAUAAUUAGGCACUUGUGCUGUUCUGUUUUGUAUUUUGUUAUUAGGUAAUUUAUUGUUGUGAAAAUGAGAUAGGGGUGAAAAGUGAUGCAGAACUCUGAGAAUUUAAUGAUGAAAGAGAUCAAUCCAUAGCUUUUAAAUUA
Cannabis sativa is the source of this 1459-nucleotide messenger RNA. RefSeq lists its product as uncharacterized. Bases 13 to 1170 code for a protein of 385 amino acids. Gene Ontology annotation, biological process: tRNA guanine ribose methylation. Gene Ontology annotation, molecular function: RNA binding. The transcript has 5 exons. Lineage: Eukaryota; Viridiplantae; Streptophyta; Magnoliopsida; Rosales; Cannabaceae. The record is from RefSeq and is a predicted model, not a curated record.